CUUCACCAAAGUGCUAAGACUCAGUGAUACGCUGUUUGUCAUAUGGUGAACAUAUCCCUGUGGCAUUAUGAACACCCAUUCAUAUAUGUAUAAGUGACAGUAACUACAAGUGUAUUAGGAAUUAAAAAAAAAAAGACAAAUCGUUAGAAGACUUCGUGAAUGGAACAUUGAAGUGCAAGGAAAAAGAUACAGAAAAGCAAAAGAGGAAAUAAUCUAAGGGAUAACUGGAGAAACAAGAAAGUAUUAUAGAGGCUUCUGAGGGAUUAACUGAGAUCCAUCAUGGUUCUCAUUGCGACUCUCCUGUUGGGUUGCACGCUGGUAAUGGUAUCAGACUGCAACGUGAUGAACAAUCUCGUGCACGACAUAGGCCUGCCCACGUGCACAGGCCUCCUGCACCAGGCCUCUCGCCGUUCGGCAAAAACGACCGCCGUGCUGCCUCCAGACAUCCACGGCAAGUGGCUAUCGACAAGCUGCGAGUCCCGCCCUGGUCCCCGCUACGUCCUGAGGUCCUACAGCUUCCACCGCGACAGCACCUUCCAGCUGGCACUCCACUUCUACAGGGACCCCUCCUGCGCCCACCCUGUCCACACCCUCUCCGCCCACGGCCACUUGACUAUGGGACGCCCGUCUUGGGUCACACCGGGAGGAACGGAAGCGGAGUAUACGCUGACGAAGGUGGAAGUCGUAGCCCACUCUCACAGAGACGCGGCCUUGAUAGCAGCCCAGGUCAACGCCACCUGCCCCGGCAAAGUGAACAAGCCCUGGAAGCCCCACAGGCCUCACACGGUACUGGCCUACAUGGAGACAACCAACGAUGUCGCCCAGGACGAAGACUGCACCAGGGGGCUAGGAGGGGCGUGGCAUGAGCUCCAGCUCUUGAGGGUCGAAGAGACGAGACUCUCCAAGCUCUCCUCUUCUUCUUCGUCGAGUUCCUCCUCAGCUUCUUCCUCCUCCUCCUCCUCUUCAUCCUCCUCACCCGCCAUUACUUCAGGAGUCAAGCGAGAACUGUUCCUCGGGGAUCUCCAUACGGAUGUCAACAAGCAGGAUCUCUACCGUCCCACAGGAUACCAGACGCCUCUCGUCAAUGCUAAACACGCUGUGGAUUGCGGAAUCUGCAACGCCGUCGCCAGGAGCAGCGAGCGGAGCCCGCCUCACCUCCACGCAGGGCCAAACCUCCCGCUGAUUUUGGCCGGGUCCUGGGCCUCCUCUCGCUGUGAGACCAGACCCUACGGCAUGUUUCUGACGAGAUAUCUUACUUUCAGUCCCGAAAAAUCUGGCUGGGCAAUGACACUCCGAUAUUACCACGACCCAGAAUGCUCCCGUCCAUCGUUCACCCUGGCAGCCACCGGCUCGUACCGGAGAGCCAACCCGCCCCCCUACGCCUACGACAUGAGCGUCAACAGGCUGGUCCUCACGCCGGAGGACGCCGACCUGGCCAACGAACUCAACGCUUAUAAGGGGAAGGAAUGCGGUGACCCUGGGAAGUGGGUGGCCAAUUCCCAGGACGUCACGCAUACUGGAGGAUGUCUGGCCGUUGGCGUGAGGGUUCCGACGGUCGAAAAGGAGAUCAUGCGCUCGGGCAUUGACGACGCAGGAAGGAUAUGGCUCGCACAGGGCCAGGUAGCUACUUCUGCAAGACAGGAGGGGAACAAUCCUCGGCCUACUAGCUGGGGCGCUCGUUUACUCCGCUGCCAGCCCUACGCCUCUCCUGACGAGGAUAACUCUCUCCUGCCCAUGGUGGGAGCUCGUACGGCUUCUUCGGGAAGCCAGAAGUCGGCCCUGCCACUGUUCGUUGGUGUCAUGAGCUUCCUCCUUUUAAAUUCGUUUACACCGUGAGGGAAGAGAUUUCCCUUGAGUUUACCUUACUCUUUAACAAGAGACGGAACAAUGUGUUUUUUUUUCUCUCUCUCUCAACUGAAAUUGUAUCGGAAGAUUUCGUUUCCAGUAUCCAGCGCGGACUCUUCGUCCGCGACAAAAAUAUUUUGUCUAGAUAAUUAUGGAAUUCAUGCCACUUGAAGCAGGAAAUGAAGCAACUCAACAAUCUUCCCAUUCAAAAACAAAAUUAUCAAGUAUAUACCAGGAUUGAUUCUCUUUAAAUUAGAGACGAAUACACAAACAUACACACACUUACAUAUACAUAUACAUAUACAUAAGUUUUGGCACGGCAACAAUUUCUCACAGACAUCAGUGACGACUUGCAAAGGAUUGAAGGUCAAGAGAGAGAUUCGAUGCUUCUUUGACAGUCAAGUCCAAUUGAUUUUGUACAAACAGGUACAAAGCAGCGAGUAUUUUCCCUUCAUUAAAAAAAACAGCGUUGAGUAAAUACUCCAAUCAAAAUAAAACUUCAAAAACUGACAAGAGUCACUCUUAUCAGGCACCACUUUGGAUUCUAAAGAGUGCCAUUUUCUCUGUACAAUUUUUUUCUUUUUUUAUGAAUGGGAAGCCAAAGCCCUUUCAUGAAGCUGAAGGAUUAUGGGAAUAAAUGAAUGAUUCAGUAUUUAUCUCUAUACAAAAGCGUGCACGCCAAAGUCCUCAUUGUGAUGGUCUUUGCUUGUGUGACGGGGACAGUAAUGUAAUCAACAUUCGAUCCUGCUGAGUCAACGAAGCAGUAAUGAUCGAUGAAGCCAAUUGUUCAUUCAUUUGACUUGGGUUAACAAAUCUUAGAGAAAUAACAUACUAUACUAAAAAAAAAAUACUUAUAAGAAGAGGAAGAUCUACACCAAUAAGCCAGUGUUCUAGUUGAUACCGAGUAGAAGCGCAAAACAGAAUUUGCCCCAAACUCGGCCUGACGAAAAUGAAAUCGGCAAAUAAACAGAAUUUGUAGUGAUUAAUGAGCAGUCAAAGCCAUAAAGAUUAUCUUUAUCCUAGAUAUAAUAGAUAAUGUUUGAUACUCAUAAAAGGAUGAUUCUCGGGAAUCACCUGUAGAUGUUUGUCCUCUAUUUGUGACUUAGAUCUAGAGUCUCUACCUUUCGAUGUAAUACUAUUAAUUGAUAGUAAUAACCAUAAUGAUAAUUAUAGAUGAGUUAGUGUUCACUGUUGUAUAGAAUUAUGUGUUCAGAUAGAGAUGUCAUUCUGUAGGGCUUUCGAGUACUGCUUGUUUUAUUUCGUUCAUUUUCAGAAGAGAUUCAUUGUUUUUUUUUUCCUUCGCAUUAUUGGAUGCAGUGGUGGUAACUUUCAAACACUUUAUUAUUUGAUUUUAAUAUGAAUCCCAUACCAUACUCGUGCG
This is a messenger RNA of Macrobrachium nipponense, 3226 nucleotides long. Its product is annotated as protein APCDD1-like. Gene Ontology annotation, biological process: negative regulation of Wnt signaling pathway. Gene Ontology annotation, cellular component: plasma membrane. Gene Ontology annotation, molecular function: Wnt-protein binding. Lineage: Eukaryota; Metazoa; Arthropoda; Malacostraca; Decapoda; Palaemonidae. The record is from RefSeq and is a predicted model, not a curated record.